GUGGGUGGGUGGGGUUGUUCGGUGUUGUGUUCUGUAUCGCCGGAGCUUCUCAGGGUCACGAGCUGCAAUCUCUAAGUUCCCUUGUUUUGAAAAAUGCUUUUGGAAGAUUUUCUUUGAUUUUAAAACUUUCCCCACUAAAUAUAAAUGAUUGAACUUCUGUCAGACUGGAUUUAAUUAGUCAUGUACGUUCUCACCUGGUGAGACCAAUGUUGUGAAGAAUUGAAACCAAAUUUACGUACAGUUCCUCAUAUCGUUGGGCAGGUUCACUGGUAAAAGGCAAACUCGGGACCAGAAACAGGAAGGUUUGACUGCGUACUGAAGAUGGAUGACAAAAUUGAGGUUAUCCUCAACACUGAAGUAAAGCAGAAAGACCCAAUCAAAGCCGUAACAAUUGCCAUCUCAGCUCGAGCUCUUUUUGAUAUGGAAGAAGAGCAUGAAUUAUUCUUGACAGAAGGCCAAGAAGAAUACAUUAAUUACCAGAUCAGUAAUGAAGACAUACCUCUAAAGGAAGGUAUUGUUUUGCCAUUCAUCAGGGCUGUUAACAUGGUAAAUAAAAGGUUGCUGGAGUUGAAUCCUGAGGAAAAACAACUGUUUGAAAUUCUCCUGCUGUCAACUCACAGUGCUGAAGGUGGGGUGCGGAUCAUUAACAGUGUAAACUAUUACGGUUUAGACAUCAGCAAGUUUUGCUUCUUGAAUGGAAAAGAUCCUUCAAAAUACCUGAGGUCUCAGAAUGUAAUGCUGUUCCUUUCAGCAUGUGAAACCUCUGUUUGCAAUGCUUUGAAAAGAGGCAUUCCUGCAGCACUAAUGAUAAACCAAGAAUACGCUGCAUCAAAAGAGCAACUGAGGGUUGCAUUUGAUGGGGACUCAGUAUUAUUCUCAGAUGAAACUGAUGCUGUCUACAGGGAGAAGGGUCUGGAGGAAGUCGUCAAAUAUGAAAAGAACAUGGAGCAUGUUCCUAUUGGAGAGGGCCCAUUAAAGAAUUUUGCCAUGAUCCUUGGAGAGAUGAAAAAGAAGUUCCAUCCAGAGGAUGACCCGAUCUGCACAUACUUGGUGACAGCAAGAAGUGGCAAUGACAUGGGCAUACGAGUCAUAAAAACUCUGCGUGAAUGGGGACUUAAGAUCGAUGAAGCUUUCUUCAUGGCAGGAGCACCAAAAGGCCCGAUUUUAUCUCAGAUCCAACCUCACAUUUUCUUUGAUGAUAAUAGUGAUAACAUUAAUGGAGCACGUGAGUUUGGUGUUCCAACUGGCCACGUGCUGUCUGUAUGCAACUAGUUUGAGUGGUCACUCCCCCAUGUGGUGGCAUUGGCAGGUUUAGGGUCUGGCAUUUUCUGAUUGACCUCUUUUGAGGUCAUUGCCUCACUAAUUGGGAUACAUAUAGUGGAUGGUCAGACUGUGAUUUUUCACCUGUUAAAACCAUAGCUGUUUAUGCACAAUUUGCCCUUGUGUACAUAUUGAAAAAGGGUGUAUGGUUGGAGAUUUUUCCUUGUUUAUUUGUAACCCUUCCUCUCAAGAUUCACUUAAUUAAUCUUUUUGUAUUUUCUGAGAAAGAACACGGUUUAAAUAGUUUUACCUUUUUUGCACUAUUUGUGCUUUUGCACAAAUGCCUGUGAUCAUAAAAUUCAGAGGAAAAAAAAGCAAUUGGAUCAGAGAGGAGGUGCUAGUUUAUAUCAUAGCAGCCAUAAUAGAACUAAAAGCAGAGGUUAAGUAGCUGAUUGUCGACAUGUUUUGUAAUUUUGAAUUUCUGUCUUGACAUUACUGCAGGCAUUUCUCACUGGCUUUCAUUCAUAGUUUUAAUUUUAAUUUGCCAACUUCUCUUGGUUUUAUACUACGGUUACAAGCUAUGCCAAAGUGAAAGGAAAGGAGGUGUAAUCACACUAAAUAGAAAUUUGUACUAUAUUUUUGAUUGCCGGGCUAAAGCUACUUCAAUAUGCUAAUAACUGCUUCCCGGAUUUGGGAUAGGUCCUUGGAAAAAGGGAAAAUGUGGAGGGUGUUUUGCCACAUUUCUGUACCAGCAAUAAUCUGCCAGAAUUUUUACUCUUCUGCAUUUUUAACUAUAGAACUACAAUGCACCUUGUAUGCACACAUCCGUUCUUUUUUCAGUAUCCUACUGGGGUUUUAUCACUUUAAGUUAUUCACACAAAAUGCUGGAGGAACUCAGCAGGGCAGGUAGCAUCUAGGAAAAUAGAUAAAUAGUUGAGUUCUGGAGUCAAGACUUUUCAUCAGGACUGGAAAGGAAGGGGGCAGAUGCCAGAACAGAAAGGUGGGAGGAGAGGAAGGAGGACAAGCAAGAAGGUGAGGGGUGAAGCCCGGUGGUGGAAAAGUAAAAAGGCAGGAGAGGGAGGAAUCCGAUAGAAGAGGAGAGUAGACCAUGGGAGAAUGGUGUGAAAGAGGGGCAUCAGAGGAAGGUGAGGAGAAGAGGUGAGAGACCAGAGUGGAGAAUAGAAGAAAGAGGAGAGGAAAGAGGGAAAAAAAACGAAGCAGAAAUUGAUGUUCAUGCCAUUAAGUUAGAGGCUUUCUAGAUGGAAUAUGAGGUGUUGCUCAGUUUGGCAGAAUAGGAUAGGAAUGAAAAUGUUAGGCCUCUGGGAAUUCCACUUUUGGUAGAUGGUGCUUGGCAAAGCGGUUCCCCAUUUUACUUUAGAUCUCAGUAAUGUUGAGAAGAGGCCACAUGAGGAACACUGGGUACAGUAGAUGACCCCAACAGAUUCGCAGGUGAAGUGUUGUCUCAACAGGACUAUUUGGGGUGCUGGAUGGAGGUGAGGGAGUACGUGAAUGGGUAGGUAUACUGCCCAUUCUGUCACUUACAGAAACUUGUGCCAGGAGGGAGGUGAGUGGCGAGGGAUGAAUGGACAAGGGAGUCAUAGAAGGAGAGAUCCCUGUGGAAGGCAGAGAGUGCGGUGGGCGGGAGGUAAAGAUGUGUUUUGUGGUGGGAUCCUGUUAAAGAUGGCAAAUUGUUUCUUCUCCAGCACUUUACCUUUCCCACCCACCUGGGUUCACUUUAUCAUCUUCCAGCUUGUCCUCCUUGCCCUCCCCCCACCUUUUCAUUCUGAUGUCUUCCCUUUUCCUUUCCAGUCAUGGUGAAGGGUCUCAGACCAAACAUUGACUGUUUAUCUAUUUUCAUGGAUGCUGUCUGACCUGCUUAAUUCCCCCAGUUGCUCUGGAUUUCCAGCAUCUGCAGAGUCUCUUGACUUUUUUGUCAAUUGUAAUUGCCUUUCAUAAUUUCCUAGACAAAUUCACUGGGAAUUAAGUGUCAAUUCUUACAAAUAAAGUUGUUGGUUAUCACAUUGCUAUAGUUUAAGAUGGAGACUUCUCCAUAAUUUUCCUUUGUGCAUAAUUUUAGUUGAGAAUCAAUUCAAUCAAAUUGUACAAUGCCAAUUGGUGUUACAGUGCCAUUGUGAACUAAUAAGUUAAAAAAUCCGUAUUUGAAAAUGGAUUACCCAAAAAUUUUGCACAAAAAUCAUAGGUAAGGAAAGAUCAACUGGUUUCAAAUUGCUUCUUUUAGAUUUUUUGAACAAUUCAUUUAUUUUUCAGUUGAUAACAAUUUGCUAUUAGUCAUAUGCAUGUUAAGGGGUUACUAUUUAUUCUGUAUCAUACAAAGACCAAAUUGUUAUGUGCUGGGAGUCUUAAAAAUAACUCAGUAGUUUGUAUAUGAUACUAUUCAGUAGUUUUUUAAACUCUAAUUAUCUUUAUGUCAGAGUGGGCUGGAGUAUACACAGCAUAAAUAUAGAGGCUUUGAAUAUUUAAGCUUGAAAGUUUUGAUUUGCAAGUGGAUAAUGCCAACCCUGAAGAAAACAGUCAUUCAGGUGAAGUGAUCAAAUUGAGCUGCUUGUUCUUGCUAAGCUGUCAACCCAAUUUUCUCUCCAUUCCAUUAUUUUUGUAACAGCAUCUGUCUGCAACUAUCUGUUAAAUCUCUUAUCCAUACUCUUGUCAUCUUCAGAAGCUAGUGUGGCUCUCUUCGUAUAUUCAUUCACUGUAAAUCUGGACUGCUUGCAUCAUAUGCUUCAAGUAUUGUACAUGCAUCAGUUCUGUGUUCGUUGGUUCAUGUAGACUCCAUUCUUUAUAUUUAAAAUAGCAAUCCUUGUUAAGUUACUCUAUGACUGUUCCCACUAUCCCUGUAAUCUCCUGCAGAUCCACAAUAUCUCACAAUGCAUUUUCCCUUCCUCUUAUCAAGGCUCUUGUGUAUCCCCCUAUGUUUGAUAUUAGCACAUAAGCACUCAGGCUCAAAGGAUUAAAUCAUUCAGCAAUGAGCUUGAACAGAAAACCUAUGCUCUCGGCAGGUAAUAAGGAAGCAGAGGCUACAAAUAUGGCAGCAUCGUUUUCAAAGCAUUUGGUGGUAUCUGUCCUCUAGAACAUCUGUUUACAGCGAAAGUACCAGAGUGCAUUCCAUUAACAAGAGGUAUUCGUCGAUUAUGGACUGAACUGAUUAUGUAACGCUUCUAUUCCAGCACCGAAUGAAGGAAGAAUGUUUACUAAUAUUAGGAGAAAGAUGAAGUUAAUUGUACCCUCUGUACAUUAAAAAAAGCAAAAUUGAAGAAGUUCUGUAAGAAAAGAAUUAAUGUAAUAUAUAACAAAAUACAGCAUACAUUUUUGAAAUGUGGAAAACAAAAGCAAUUUUCUGUUAUUAAAAGCUUGCUUGAACAGAA
Molecule: messenger RNA, 4640 nt
Organism: Hypanus sabinus (Atlantic stingray)
Lineage: Eukaryota; Metazoa; Chordata; Chondrichthyes; Myliobatiformes; Dasyatidae
Product: cytosolic 5'-nucleotidase 1A-like
Exons: 7
Coding region: 322-1272 (316 amino acids)
Biological process (GO): adenosine metabolic process; nucleotide metabolic process
Cellular component (GO): cytoplasm; cytosol
Molecular function (GO): 5'-nucleotidase activity; magnesium ion binding; nucleotide binding
Source: RefSeq, a predicted model, not a curated record